AUGGACACUUCUGAGAAGCUCGCCAGCCAGACUGUGUACUCAGCGCACAGUCUCACCGGCAGAGAUGUCGAAACGCACCAGAUCAGACUGCAAGAUGCCGACGAAGCUGCCAAAUUCGUCGCUGGCUUCGAUCGUGUUGUCACUGAAGAGGAGAGUCGUCGAGUAAAGAGAAAGAUCGACUUACAUUUGAUGCCGCUGCUCAUGGCUGUGUACUUCGUGCAGUUCCUGGACAAGACCACAUUGGGCGCGUCUUCGAUUCUUGGGCUGAUCGAGGACAACAGCCUGUCGAAGAACCAAUACAACUGGCUGGGCACAAUAUUUUACUUGGCAUACCUGGUCUUCGAAUGGCCGCAGAAUCUUGGUCUCCAGCGAUUUCCGCCCGCGAAGUGGAUGGCCGGCAAUAUUUUGAUCUGGGCUGUUGUGUUAUGCACUACGGCAGCAGCCUCGAACUUUGCCGGACUUUUCAUCUGUCGUCUGCUCAUGGGUGCUUGCGAAGGUACCAUUACUGCUGGGUUCAUGAUCUUGACCAGCAUGUUCUAUACACAUGCUGAGACUAUGCCACGAUAUUCAUACUGGUCUUUGAUGAAUGCCGUGGCUUCGAUCGUUUCUGGCUUGUUGUCAUUCGGCGUAUAUCAUGUUGACGAGAAGGUUAUUGCUCCGUGGAAGCUGUUCUUCAUUAUCACUGGCGGUAUUACUCUGUUCGUCGGCUUUUGCUUCUGGUACUUUGUUCCGGACAAUCCAAUGAAGGCAAGCUUCUUGACAAAGGAAGAGAAGCUCAUCGCUAUUGCUCGGCUCCGGAAUCAAAGUACUGGUGUCGAGAACAAGACCUGGAAACGAGAACAGUUCAUCGAAGCCUUGACUGACUGGAAGGUCUGGGCCUUCGCCAUAUAUGGUGCCGUGAGCAAUAUCUCAAACUCGAUGGGAAACAUGACUGGCUUGAUCAUUGAAUCGUUCGGCUUUACCACCGAGCAGACAACCUUGCUGAAUUGUGUCAAUGGUGUGAUGGAGGGCGUGGCCAUUCUUUCAGCCGUCUGGCUGUUCAAGAAGUAUCCGAACUCCCGAGCAUAUCUCGGCGCUUGGUAUGCCUUGCCCAACAUCGUUUCAGGUAUCCUCCUGGUUGCCUUGCCCUGGUCAGCUCAAGGUGCCCUGUUGUUCGCAAUGUACAUCAGCUUUUGGGGCGGUCCAGACUUCAUCUUCGCAAUGGCCUGGCUCAUGGCCACUACUGCUGGGCACACAAAAAAGACGACUGCCAAUGCCAUGCUCUUCAUCGGGUACUGUCUUGGCAAUCUUCUCAGCCCCCAAAUGUGGAGAGGGAAAUAUGCUCCGCGCUAUUACCUUCCAUGGGGUAUCAUCCUUGGUACGUAUGUGGCCCGGCCAAUCAUGCUGCUCGUCAUGCGGUACUACAUGGUGAAAGAGAAUCAGCGUCGUGAUGCUCUGGGCCAUGAUAAGGUCGAAAAGUUCUUUGAUGAGCAUGGCCAAGAGGUCGAUCCAACCUUCCUGGACAUUACCGACAAGGAAAACAUGGCAUUCCGGUACCAAUUAUGA
Molecule: messenger RNA, 1545 nt
Organism: Pseudocercospora fijiensis CIRAD86
Lineage: Eukaryota; Fungi; Ascomycota; Dothideomycetes; Mycosphaerellales; Mycosphaerellaceae
Exons: 1
Coding region: 1-1545 (514 amino acids)
Biological process (GO): transmembrane transport
Cellular component (GO): membrane
Molecular function (GO): transmembrane transporter activity
Source: RefSeq, a predicted model, not a curated record